GCGUCUUAAAUUCGCGAUUUAGUUCGACGAGGUACGUGUAAAGUUGCAGUGGUAGAACAGUGAUCCCAAUUUUUCACCGUUAAGGCAAGGACGGGCAAGGCCGACCGCAGAAGAUAUUCAAAUAAAAGCAAAAAAGAUGUCUCCUUUCAUUCCUCUGACCCUCUUCAUCCUCGCCAGUUAUGCCUACCCCAUGCCACGCGACCCCAAAACCCUCGCCUACUUCGACUAUAUACCGGAAGAUUAUGACAUCACGAUGGCUAUGGAAAAUGACAUUAAUGACAUAAGCAGGACCAUCCCCAAACGCAAACCCGUAUAUAACUCGCCCAUUUAUUACAUCCGACUACCACCGCAGCCGUAUGUGUAUGUCCCAGGCCUGGGUUAUGUGUCCCAGCCGCCGCCUCCUCCGCCCCCAGUGUCUCCUUUCGUCAGUCUUCCAUUAAGUUUCGUGGCGAAUGGAAAACCAUCGACCAUUUACCAAUGGGACAGUGACGGUUUCGAGGAACCCAAACCCACGAAACGGCCGGUGGAUUCGCUGGUGCAUAAGCUAGAUGGGCAAUUUACCUUCAAUGGGAAGCCGGACAAAAUCUCGGUUUUAAGGGAUUCAUACAAUGCGCUCUAUGGGGACGCCUUGCAGAACUUUUAUCCUUAAUUUAAUUUUGUUCUAUUUAUUUAUUUAUUGAUGUAUUUAUUUAUUGUGAAAUAAACGUAAAAUGCA
Messenger RNA from Tribolium madens (black flour beetle), 715 nucleotides. RefSeq lists its product as uncharacterized. NCBI's taxonomy places the organism in Eukaryota, Metazoa, Arthropoda, Insecta, Coleoptera, Tenebrionidae. The record is from RefSeq and is a predicted model, not a curated record. Bases 137 to 649 code for a protein of 170 amino acids. The transcript is spliced from 2 exons.